Mesorhabditis belari is the source of this 1101-nucleotide messenger RNA. The record is from the annotation of a GenBank genome assembly. NCBI's taxonomy places the organism in Eukaryota, Metazoa, Nematoda, Chromadorea, Rhabditida, Rhabditidae.
AUGAGUUGCUUCGAGUGCAAAAAGUCAACGGAAUCAUCCAAUUUGUUCAUUUGCUCGCAUCACCUUCCAACGGAGGAUGGGGGAAAGCUUGGUUAUCCCAUCAGUCCACAGAUCAUUUUCUGCUCACGAUGCUUACUUUCGAAACAUUGGGACUGUCACAGGGAGGGAAACGCGAUUAAGCCUCGAUCACUGCUCGAGUAUAUGAAUGAGAAUGCUGUCGUUGAGUUGGAGGAAGAAUUGGAAAAAAGCGAGCAAGGGGUGCAGCAAAUGAUCAGCCAAUUUCAGCACCUUCAGAAUAUGCUUAAGCAAAGACGUGUUCUUUUUAUUGAAAACAAGACUGCCUUUGACUGCACAAAAACAAAUUUGAUUGAUGUCAACUUUUCUCUCACAAAUAUCAACUGUCAGCUGCAGGAUACGCUGGAAAUUUGCGAAACUCAGGACAAUGCAACCAAACCCAAGCCAAUAAUUGCCGAGCAUCACAGUCAAGUUGAAGAACCAUUGAAGCCACAGCCGGUUGAGCAGGAAGAGGAAGGUGAACCAAUCUCGUUAAGACCACGAUUCUGGGCUCCACAAGCAGCACAUGUUCUCGAGGCUGAGCCGACUCCCAAUCCUAAAAAGACUUUUUCUCCGCUGCGUAUUAUGCGGGAGAUGAAGCUACGCGAGCAAGCAGCAGCGGAAAUGCUCAAGGUUUCGUCUCCAGAUAAAGAGCCACGUAUUAUUAAGGAAAUGCUAGCAUUUGGAGAAACAAAAGAAUUUGACGAUGAGGAGCCAAUUCAAGAGGGUUGGAAAACUAUCAUCUGUGAGCCGCCUUCAACCGGACUUGCCACCGAGCGUGUUGGCCGUAACGUUGAUGCUCUUCCAUUUGUGUCCGCUGGGCAACGCCCGCAAGUCGACGAGUUGUAUGAGCGUGCUCUUUCUGGUGGCGGUUCUGAUGAUGGAUGGGGUUCUGGUGCACAAUCAAAGCCGCGCCAAGGAACAAUUGUUGAGAUGUCACGAGGCCCAUUUGCUGGAGCACCAAUGGGUGAUCAGAUGAAGUUGUCGUGGGUUCCCGGCUCCAACACUGGUGAACUCAAGCAGGGCGGUUUCAAGCAAGACACCUCU